GAAACUGUGCGCGGAGCCGUCGUAGUGGACAGCAAAGAUGGCUUGAACCACCAAGGCAUCGUCAUGUCCGUUGAAGGCUCGGUCAGCCUCCAGCUCAGUGCAAAGAACCAGGGUGUGUUUGAGGCGUUUUACAACUCGAUCAAGCCCAUUCCGCUUAUCAACCUGCGUUUUGAGAUGCAAGCCGCGCAAAAGCUCCCGGGCGGUCAAACACAACUGCCCUUUGAGAUCCCGCUCAAGCCCAAGAAUGGCCAAGAGCUCUAUGAAACCUACCACGGUGUUUUUGUGAACAUCCAGUACUCGCUGCGAGUCGAUGUGAAGCGCUCCGCUUUUAGCAAGGAUCUUUCCAAAGCCAUCGAGUUUUUGGUCCAAGCCGAUGUCCCCGAGGAACCCGCCCGCCCGGUCAACUUCACCAUCAGCCCGGCCUCGCUGGAAAACGUGGGCAACCGCUCCUCGGUCCCUGAUUUUCUGAUCGAAGGCCGCCUUGCCUCGACUGCCUUUCACAUUGAUCAGCCUCUGGCUGGAGAGCUGCGAGUUACACACUGCGCUGAGCCAAUCAAAUCCAUCGAGCUGCAGUUGGUCCGCGUUGAGACCUGCGGCUGUCGUGAGGGCUAUGCAAAAGACCCUACGGAGAUUCAGAACAUCCAGAUUGCCGAGGGUGACGUGCAGCGCGAUGUCGCCAUCCCCAUUCACAUGAUCUUUCCACGCCUGUUCACCUGUCCCACCUUGAUCACGGACAACUUCAAAGUCGAGUUUGAGCUGAACGUAGUAACGGUCUUGCAACGAGGCGAGCUCAUCACGGAAAACUUUCCCCUCAAGCUCCUGCGAUGGCAACUGCCCGAAGCCGUCCUGGACUAG
Messenger RNA from Monosiga brevicollis MX1, 855 nucleotides. RefSeq lists its product as uncharacterized. The annotation marks the transcript as partial. Gene Ontology annotation, biological process: intracellular protein transport. NCBI's taxonomy places the organism in Eukaryota, Choanoflagellata, Craspedida, Salpingoecidae. The transcript is spliced from 9 exons. The record is from RefSeq and is a predicted model, not a curated record. Gene Ontology annotation, cellular component: endosome.